Messenger RNA from Nylanderia fulva, 15303 nucleotides. NCBI's taxonomy places the organism in Eukaryota, Metazoa, Arthropoda, Insecta, Hymenoptera, Formicidae. The record is from RefSeq and is a predicted model, not a curated record.
CCUUUCCGGAAAUAUCGUACAACGGCGCGAGAGACGCGCGCGCCCGGCUGCGAGAAACGAGGGAGUGAGUGGAUAAUGGUAGCGAGGAAGUGCCGGCGUCGUCGCCGUCGUCGAGUGGCGUCCCGCCGUCGCCGGCAGCCCGAGCGACGCUGCUACGACCCGCGCGAGCAACGACGACACCAUCAUCAGCCCGGCGAAGCCGCGGAGUGAACGGCCUCUCUCGCGUGAUCCAGACUACUCCGGAGGACGCGGACGCCCCCGGCGGACUUUUAGAAUUUCGGGGAAAGAGAGAGAGAGACGCGAAGAGGGCUGGCCGGACUCUCCCUCGCAGUGCGCGCGUGAACUCGACGACGACGAUGCGUCGUCGUCUCCGUCGGCGGUGCGUGCGCGCGCGCGCGGACGUGCGUCGGGAGGGUAACAGGGCGCUUUUCGCACUGCGGGGGUAGCGUGUGCUGAUCGAAGGGCCCCGGAGUGAGCGGCGUGAUUGCACGCGCGGCGUUAGUGUGUUUCUCGCGUGUGUGAGCUUUUUUCCUCGGUGAAAAAAGCACGAGAGACGCUCGUUCGUUUUAUCAGCGCCAACUUUUGCGGGACAGGCGUGAAAAAAUUCGCGAGCGUGAAAAUUCGUGGGAAUUAUUCCUGGUAUCGCGAUCUCUACAAAACUCCUGCGAUGCGAGUGAGAAUCGUGUCGCGCGCGUAACGAGAGGAGAAUUAAGUUGAAGGGUGCUCUUAAAAAAAGGUGCCCAGUGUUAUUUCAGCAGUGUCUCGCCGGAGGGAGAAAGAUAAUCGGCGAAACUGGAGCAGCGAGAAGGGAAGAAAUCGGUCGAUCGAGGAUACGAAUUCUCAUUGUCAGUUGGAUAUACGCAGGGUCCUGUAUUGCAGAUGAGUGAUAUCUGGUGACAUAUCGGGCGGAGAAAAUUGGGCGAGAACGCUUGCUCGAUGAAUUACAAACUGGUCUAUUCGUUAAUUUAAUGCGAUAACAUCAUUACCAAUAAUAAUAUCCUACUAAUAAUAAUUAUCUUCUGAAUAAUAUAUAAUAAUAUUCAUAAUUGUGUGUGGGGAGUGUGAUUAAAAUUUAUCGUCUGUUUCAAGUUUGAGAGAGAUAUAUUGCCGUAUAAAAGAAUCUAUAAGUAUAUAUGUGUGAUGUGUAUGUAUACGUGUAUUUGUAUACAUGUCGUUGACGAGAUGAUACAGACGGCGCGAAAAGAGAAAAAGGGAGAAGAAAGGUGACACUUAUAACGACCAAACGAAAGUUGUCAAUUAAUAUUUAAUCGUCGUGUUAAAGUUUCCACGUUCAAUUAUUAUAAAUGUUAAAGUUGGUUCGUCUGUAGUCCCCUGUUAAAUCUACCUCUCUUAAGUAUCGACAACGAAAGCUCGGUAAACGGCCUAUAAACUAUAUCCGUGCAAUAGUGUCAACACGCAAAAAUCCGAAAUCUCGAUGACAAUGAUGGUACCUGGUUUGAUAAGGUAUUGAAUCCCCUUCUUCGAAAAACAAAAGCGCCUGUUUAUCUCGUUUCGAAGAUAACAACGGCGGCAUGAACGUACGAGACUGGUUACAAAGUGCCAUUUGCAGAGUAUCGCGCGAUCUGAAAUCUUCAAGGUCGCGCCUCGACUUCCAAGCUUUGUGUACGCGGUGUAGCCUGUAGAACGGAAUCCUGAAGAGAGACACUCGAUACAUGUAGACGUAGUCGGUGAUCGAGAAAUCGUAGAACAUAGUUAGACUCUGUGUGAGAUGUGAAACAAAGCAACAUGGAGAUCAUCAUGGAACGCAACGCAACGACCAAAAAUUCGACUACAUCAAUGGCCUCCACGAGGUUCGCCAAGCUGCAAUUCAUGUUCCUUCUUGGUCCACAAGAGGGGAUGUGACUUGAUUUAGAAGCGAACCUCGUACGAUGAAUCGCCUCAGGGAUCAUCAAAUAGAAACGUAGGCGCAUAACAAAAAUUAAAUUAAAAAGAAAUAAAAUAAAAAGUACUUGCGACGCGUAGUGCAUCCGACAAAGCUAGAAAAUGGAUUCAACGAAAUUAGGAGGUCCAGCACCGACCAGUCCGAGGUCCACUCACUCGCCAGUUUUGCCGAGCUACGCCACGUCCGGCGAAGGUAACAUCGAUUACAUCAUAGGUGAUUACAUGGAGCGACUGGGCACGAGAUUAAAUAUCCUCGAGACCGAGCUGAAGUACGCGUGGAGAGCGUUGGAUCUUCUCAGUCAGGAAUACAUCAAGAUGUGGGAGAGACUGGAAAAGUUGGAAGGUCUGCUAUACGAGCAGCAAACUGUGAUCAGCCAAUUGAUUGAGUUUUACACCAGUGGUGGCACUCACGACAAUGUAAACAUAAUCGAGGAAACUCUGGCUAAUCAGCAGGGUUCGGUGGGUGAAUUGGACGCGAUCGCAAAGAGCCUAAGUGCGGCGAUAGAUAUCGAAGAUACCACCGUGUUGCGAGAGAAACUGGCUCAACAGGAGCUAGCGAGGAUGCAUGGACUCACGCAGGACAGUACAACAGCUGCGACUGUAGUCACCGAUAUGCAUAGAAAUGUCAGAAAUCUCGAUACCUUGGAGACCCUCGAAGAAGAGGGCAACAUACCUGAUGAGGCAUUCUACAGAAGUCUGAAUAACGCCUAUAGAGAAGAUUUGAUUUGCGGCGACACAUCGAGGCCGACGUCGCAGCUAGGUAUGAUUUGGGAGGAAGCUGAAGACGAAGAUAUAAAUGGCAAGAAGGAAGUAGAGCCUAGCAUUUUCGAUAAGGCUAUACCGAAGGAGAAAGAACUAGAAGAGUUGUCUAGUCAACCGACCAAGGAAGAAGUGCAAACUUCCAUAAUGAAGAAGCAAGACGAAGCAGACGAGGAUGAAGGCGAGGUGUUUAGUGCGGCCGAUUACAAGAGCUACAGGGGAAACACACCGUGCGUCAGUGAACAAGAUCUCGCUCAGCUUUCUAGACUCAGUUCUCUCGAUCAGGUGGCGCUAGAGAAAUUGCACGAAAUAGACAGAUUAACUAGUAAGCUGCAGAAGGACUCGCAGAAUCUGAUAGAAUUGCAAUCGAGAUUAAUGGAUUCGCCGAAACGAAAUCAGUAUUCGUCCGAAGCCGAGGCGAAACUGGCCGAGGAGGCAAGUAGUAUAGACGAGCAAUUGAGAAAAAUCUAUGCAGAGACCGACGUCGACAGUUGGACCUUCUCCAAAAGCCCCGGUUCUACCGGCGGCAGAUCAAUUUCCAGAGUCAGUACCGACAGCGGCCUGGCUACUGACGGCGACUUUACAACGAGAUCUAUAUCGCCAAGACUGACUUCUACGUCCAGGAGCAAUUUAGACUCCAUUUCGACUACCUAUACUCCGCCUAGAUUAGGUUAUACGUCGGCAAUUCUGGAAAAAAGUCCAGAACCCGUGAUUCCGUUGCCGAUCGACGUCGGUAGUUACGCGAAAGGAUACGCGGAGAACAAGGAAUUGACGGAUCUGAUGGCCGAAAGUUUCGCAACGGCUGUCACUUGCGCUUCGCCCAAUAUUUAUAGCACGACAACCGAGAAGGUGUCGUCGCCCACCUUGUCGGCCAGCAGCGUACAGAGUGUUCACAGUGUCCAAGGUCUUCGCACCAGACAGGAUGGCUACUUCGGCAGCGCAGCCCGACUUAAUCUCGAAUUUCAAGAGAGCCGGACGCCACCUAGUCCGUCGCCAAGCUCGCCACCUCCGCCGGCACCGCGAGACACGACCGAAUCUUUUCUCAUGCCUGGUGCGGAGCAGAGAGAACCAGAAGCGAAAAGGUCUCAGAGUCCGAAUUUCUUGCGAAACGCGGAGAAGCUAGUCUCCAUGGAGCAAGGUCGUCUCAGUCCUCGUACUCCUCAUUCGCCCAAGUCACCGAGAGUCUCACCGAAACAUACGGUUAAAUCCAGUAGCGCAGCCAAUAUAGUGACGGUGAAAUCCGAUUCCGGUUUAUCCUCCAUGAGUGGCUGGAGCAGCUUAGAUAAAUCACCAAGUUCCCCGAAGAGCUCCAUCGCUAAGAUGCUGACUUCCUAUUCGGUGGAUCACACACGUGCGAGCAAUCUCGUUACCAGCACGCAGCCCGCCAGGACUUCCAGUCCGAUACCGCCGCUUCCCGAGACGACCAACGCUGUCACCAUCACGCAAGAACCUCUCUACGAUACUCCUGAAGGUAGAGACGCUUUCGCGAAUACCUUGACGACCACGGCCAGCCAUCCUCCUUACACAACAACGAUGAAUCAUUUGGCGUAUACGACUGCCAGCAAGUCGCCGGCUAAAGAAGAUUAUACAUUUGUACCACCGCCAGCUCCGGGUGUGACUACUACUUGUCAGAGUCCCAAGAAACGCAGUCGUCAGCAGAGUCUUCAGCACGCUUUUGCCUCGAUGCCUUCCGGUACGGCAGCAGAUUACGUCUAUAGAUCGGAACAACCGGCUAUUUAUUCCGUGGCUGGCAGUAAUCGGCAGCAAGCUAUCACGAGCGUUUAUACUAGCGGUUCCGGCACGUACGGCCCGAAGACUACUACCUCGGCUUACUAUUCUUCUGACUCGAUGGAUCAUCAAUUUAACAACUACCAAGACAAUUACGGCGCUCUUCAAUACAUCGAGACGACGAGCGCCAUGACCGUUCACGCGAAGAAGCCGUUGCGUGGAAACUCGUUCACGGACGGCAUGACGAAUCACGAAGGAUACAAGGCGGCGAUGUAUCGCACCAUGUUCCCCACCGGCAACAUUACCGAUGCGCUUUCAUACUAUCCGACUAGCGCGACUAAUCUGCCGCGAACGGAGACCAAUGAGAGCACGUCGUGGCUGAACUCGAUGGAGGAACAGAUACCUCACGACUCGACAUCUUCCAGCAUUAGAUCGUUGACCUCCGACGGCAGCUACUCUCAGAGCCCGUACACGGACCGCAGAUAUCCUCAACCACCGGCCUAUCAGCAUGCGGCGUAUCAGCAGCAUCAUACUUACGCGAAUCAAAACUACCCGCAAGCUUAUCAACAACAGUAUCAACCGUACAGCCAACGACUGAGCGGUGCUGAGAGCGCACAGCUCGCGGAUGGUUAUCAAAGACAAUGGCAGAGAGAACAUCAGUAUAUUCAAGAGCACGAAAACGGAAGGAUAUCGAUGGAACAGCAGCAGACGCAGCAGAGUGAAUAUUACGACGCCUCGAGUGUGAUAGUCUCGCAAUCCGGAUACAUCAGCAUCGCGUCGAAUCUAAAGGAUCACGAGGUCGACAACAGCAAGCUGUCAAAAAAGAUCAGAAGAGGCUCUUCGCUGAAGAAUGCAAUGAGCUCCAUGAGCAAUUGGCUACCUGAUUUGCAUCUCAGUAAACGUCACAGGAGUCAAUCGUUACCAGGUGGAGUCAGAAGAGAAGAUUUAGACAUGCCUCAAGAUGGUCAACAGAGGCUGCCCGCCGAGAUGGUAGGCAGAGGCCGGGGCAGAGGAGCGGCUAGAAAAAAGAAAAAGCACACCCUAGUUUCCACCGUCUCCGGUAUUCUUCAGAAAGCCAAACGUCGCAGUCAUCAGUCGCAGUCUUUAUCCGAUCCGGAACAAUCCGAAACCGAAUGGAGCAGUGGUAGACAGAGCGGUCUGUCAGAGGACGAAGAUAGCGUCAUGUCUGACAUCGUACAAGACCCGCCUUUCUUUGCUAAGGUAAAAACCACGAGUAUGAAGAGAAAGCCGCCGCCACCGCAGCAAAUGAUGACGCCACAGCAACAGAUAAUGGUGCAACAACAACAACAGAUGAUUGCGCAGCAACAACAGCUUCAAACGCAACAAAAGGAUUAUAUACAGCAGCAGCAACAACAAGCGCUUCAGCAACAGCAGAUGUUUCAGCAGCAGCAGAUGCUUCAGCAGCAACAGAUACUCCAGCAGCAGCAAGCUCUUCAGCAGCAGCAAGCGCUUCAGCAACAGCAGUCGCUCCAGCAGCAGCAGCAAGCGCUUCAACAACAAAUUCAACAGCAUCAAGAACAAUUGCAUCAACAAGCUCUUCAGGAUACGUGGACCAAGGAAAAGGAACAGAGAAAACCAGAGAUGAAUGAUCAUGACGUAAACGAGCAGUCGGGCAUGUUCGAAGAGGAAGCUUCGGGAAAAAGUACCGGCUCGGGAUCUGGUGGGUCAUCGAUCUUCCAAACGGUCGGCGAUAUUAAGAAAUCGACGGGCAGUUCGGACGAGGCGCCUAACGAGAAAGCGCCGAAAUUGCCUCCGGUCACUCUGAUCGGUGGAUCAAGCAUGGAAUUCGCCGUAUCUCGAGCGCUCGGCAAGUAUCGCCAACGUCAAUCGUCGACGGUAUCUGACGAGCAGCCAGCGAGCGAAGAGAUGAAUAAUGAGAAGAAGACUAUCGAGGAGAGCCCGGCACAAACUCUAGAGACGAGCUUUGAAUAUCCGGAGGACGUGUCGGAGAAGAGCGAGAAAUCAGGUAACGCGAAAUUGCCGGAACUUGUUACCAGUCUGUCGGAGGAAGCUCCGCCGUCGGAGGGUAGCCCGUCAGCGUCUAGCAUGAGAGGUUACAGCUCUACGGGAAGUACACGGUUUCUACCGCGCCACCAACAGUCCUUGGAAAUUCCGUGGACUGGUUCGCGGCCGGGAGAACCCGACGAGGAUAAUCGCAGUACGCAUUCGUAUAGGAGCACAUCGAGAGUGUCCUCGAGGCGACAGAGCACCGAGGACUCGAUCGAUUCCGAAGACGAAUGGUAUUGUUACGAACUGAGAAAGCUGGAGGAGAUGGAGAGGCAGUCGGAAAUGACGGAGAUGACGGAAGCGCUGAUCGAGGAACCUGAAGAAGAAGCUUUCCAACCGGACGAGACCGUGAAAGAAAAGAUGUCGUUUGUGCUGAAGGAGCUCAAACUCAAAGCCAUUACAAAACCGAAGAAGAAGGAGGAGAGGGAAGAGCCACGAACGGCUAGAAUGAACGGUACCGUCAUCAAGGAGCAUCGCCUCGACGAGAGCGACAAUAGAUAUCGCGACGAGAAGCCUAUUCCGAAGCGAAAAUCGGCGGAAAGCGUGGAGGCGGUAUUCGCCAGGGUGACCGAUUAUCAUACAUGGGCGCACGAGAUAGAGGAGAAAACGAAGAAGGAGAAGCCGCCACCACCAUCCACGGAGGAAGGCUCGUCCGGCGAGACAUCCGGUCCGGACAGUCCUGGACAAUCGAUGGACGAGGAAGAGGAAGAGGAGCUGCCGAAGGACCUCGAAGAACAGCAGUCGCGACGAAGUUCCAACGGUUCGACGCUACGUCACAGCGAGAAGAUGCCGCAGGGCUCGGAUUCUUUAUCCCGCGAAGGUAGCGUAAGUGUACCACCUAGCGAAGUGUCGGUCAGCAUCCCGGGAGCUUGGGAUUCUGAAAGCACUGUCCUUGAAGGCCUCGAGCGCGACGGAGCCGGUAGCGCCGAGACGGCUACCACGGCGACCUUGAGUCUACCGAAGAUCAAGAUCGACUCCUCGUCCUGCGGAAGCUCGGACACGACAUUGAAGGAGGGCCAGGUGAGUCCUGGCCCACCCGGGUCCAAGUGGAAGCUGCUCAAGGCCUUGAAGGAACGUAAGGCCGAGGAGAAGCUCAAGGAGGUCGAAGAGGCCUCGAAGGAAAACGCUAUCUCGCAGGGACCCACGGCAAACGGAAGCGGACCAGGCGGCGAAUCCGGCGGACGAGCGAACGGACAUCCAAGAGACAAUUUCUACAGCACCAUCGACAGCAUGCCGGACAUUCGACCGCGCCGGAAGUCGAUACCGUUGGUUUCCGAGCUGGUCUUGAAGACUAUGGCGGCGACGAAGAGGAACGCUGGUCUUACGUCCGCUGUGCCACGAGCUACUCUGAACGACGAGGAGCUGAAGAUGCACGUGUACAAGAAAACUCUGCAGGCGAUGAUCUACCCGAUAUCGUCGACCACUCCUCACAAUUUCGUCACCUGGACCGCCACAUCGCCGACCUACUGCUACGAAUGCGAGGGUCUUCUCUGGGGCAUCGCUCGUCAGGGUGUGCGAUGUAUGGAGUGCGGUGUCAAGUGUCACGAAAAGUGCAAGGACCUCCUGAAUGCCGAUUGCUUGCAGAGAGCGGCUGAGAAAAGCUCGAAGCACGGCGCAGAGGAUAAGGCGAUUAGCAUAAUUACGGCGAUGAAGGAGAGGAUGAAGCAACGAGAACGAGAAAAACCAGAGAUCUUCGAACUAAUUCGGUCAGUCUUCGGGGUCGACGAAAAGGCGCACUCGGGUCACAUGAUGUCGGUGGAGCAGUCGGUUUUGGACGGUACCAGCAAGUGGUCGGCGAAGAUCGCUAUUACAGUGAUCGGCGCCCAGGGAUUAAUCGCCAAAGAUAAAAGCGGCACAUCCGAUCCCUACGUGACGGUCCAAGUUGGCAAAGUGAAGAAACGUACGAGGACCAUGCCGCGAGAGUUAAAUCCAGUGUGGCACGAGAAGUUCUACUUCGAGUGCCACAAUUCGUCCGAUCGAAUCAAGGUUCGAGUGUGGGAUGAGGAUAACGACCUCAAGUCGAAGCUGAGGCAAAAGCUCACGAGGGAGAGCGAUGACUUUCUCGGGCAGACCAUCAUCGAGGUCCGGACGCUCAGCGGCGAGAUGGACGUCUGGUACAAUCUGGAGAAGAGGACGGACAAGAGCGCGGUGUCGGGCGCGAUUCGGCUACACAUUAGCGUCGAAAUUAAGGGCGAGGAGAAGGUGGCGCCUUAUCACGUGCAAUACACCUGUCUGCACGAGAACCUCUUCCACAGCCUGUGCGAGGAGAACGGCGGCAUGGUAACUCUGCCACAGGCGAAGGGCGACGACGCCUGGAAGGUCUACUUCGAUCCUCCCGGCGAGGAGCUCGUUGACGAGUUCGCCAUGCGCUACGGCAUCGAGAGCAUCUACCAGGCGAUGACGCACUUCCACUGCCUCUCAACCAAGUACCUGUGUCCAGGCGUGCCGGCCGUUAUGUCGACUCUUCUGGCAAACAUAAACGCGUACUACGCCCACACGACCGCUAGCCCGGCCGUGUCGGCCAGUGAUAGAUUCGCCGCCAGUAACUUCGGGAAAGAGAAAUUCGUCAAGCUACUGGAUCAGCUGCACAACUCUCUCAGGAUCGACCUAUCAAUGUAUAGGAACAACUUCCCGGCCUCAAGCCAAGAGAAAUUAAUGGAUUUAAAGAGCACCGUGGAUCUGCUGACGAGUAUCACGUUCUUCCGUAUGAAAGUCCAGGAACUGUCGAGUCCGCCGCGGGCCAGCACCGUUGUCAAGGACUGUGUCAAGGCAUGCCUGCGAUCGACCUAUCAGUUCCUCUUCGAGAACUGUUACGACCUGUACAAUCGAGAGUUCCAAGCAGACCCGAACGAGGCGAAGAGGGACUCGGACGAUCACGGGCCGCGGCUGGACUCGCUCGACUUCUGGCACAAGUUGAUCGCCUUGAUAGUCUCGGUGAUCGAGGAGGACAAAAACAGCUAUGCGCCCGUGUUGAAUCAAUUCCCUCAGGAGCUCAACAUCGGUCAACUGUCGGCGGCCACGAUGUGGUCUCUGUUUGCGGUGGACAUGAAGUACGCUCUGGAGGAGCACGAGCAGCAUAGACUGUGCAAGUCCUCGGCCUAUAUGAAUCUACACUUCAAGGUCAAGUGGCUACAUGCCAAUUACGUCAAGGACGUGCCGCCAUAUAAGGGCGCCGUGCCGGAAUAUCCGGCUUGGUUUGAGCCCUUCGUCAUGCAGUGGCUUAACGAGAAUGACGAUGUCUCGUUAGAAUAUCUCCACGGUGCCUUUAGUAGAGAUAAAAAGGAAGGCUUCCAAAAGAGCAGCGAGCACGUGCUCUUCAGCGUCUCCGUCGUCGACGUCUUCACGCAACUGACGCAGUGCUUCGACGUGGUAUCGAAACUCGAGUGUCCGGAUCCGGAGAUCUGGAAGAGGUACAUGAAGAGAUUCGCGAAGACCAUCGUCAAGGUUCUGGUGGCCUACGCGGAUAUAGUGAAGAAAGAAUUCCCCAGUCAUCUAAAGGAGGAACGAAUCGCGUGCAUUCUGAUGAACAACAUCCAGCAACUUCGGGUGCAGUUGGAGAAGAUGUUCGAAUCGAUGGGAGGCGACAAGCUCGAGGAAGACGCGGCGAACAUAUUGAAGGAAUUGCAACAGCAGCUGAACGGCGCUCUGGACGAUCUGGCCAUGCUCUUCGCGAACAGUCUGGAGCCGCGAAUAACGGUUUCUGUCAGAGAGUUGGGAGAUCUUCUGUGUGCUAUCAAAGGCGGAGGGCAGGUAACUUUAUCACAGCCGGCCCAGAGAAACAACGUAACUGCGGAGGCUGACGACGUUUUGAGGCCGCUCAUGGUUCUACUCGACGGUAGUCUAUCUUUGUACGCCGAGUCGUGCGAGAAGACGGUACUGAAGAGACUGUUGAAAGAACUGUGGAAGAUAGUCAUGAGGAUUUUAGAGAAGACCGUAGUUUUGCCACCUAUGACGGAUAAGAGCAUGAUGUUCAAGAACUUGACAGAUAAUGCCAAAAAUCUCGCCGCGAAUGCCAAGAUAGAAGACAUGUCGAAGCUGUUUAAGAAUCACAUGGCCGGGAAGCCCGAUGUGAAAAAUGCCCUUAGCGGAGUUAUGGAUAUCUCCAAGGAAGUGGAGAAGAAUCUUUCGCCGAAGCAGUGCGCGGUUCUCGACGUCGCUCUGGACACGAUUAAACAGUACUUCCACGCCGGUGGUAACGGCUUGAAGAAGACAUUCCUGGAGAAAUCGCCGGAACUGCAGAGCCUCCGUUACGCACUGAGUUUGUACACGCAAACAACGGACACCCUCAUCAAGACCUUCGUCACUUCGCAAAUCGGUCAAGUGCCGCUGAACGACGCGUCAACGCUACGUCAGCGUCAGCGUUCGAUGAGCAGCGAGAGGGGUGACGAAGGGGAAGGAGCCGAGGGUAUGGACCUCGAGGAACCCCUUCGCCAGAGCAAGCCCUCUCUUCGUCGAGAGAGCCGACAAGUUCCAGAUAUCGCCGCUUCGGAAGAGGGUUCGGUGGGCGAAGUUAGCAUCCAGGUGGAUCUUUUCACACAUCCGGGAACGGGAGAACAGAAAGUCACCGUCAAAGUUGUUGCCGCGAACGAUUUGAAGUGGGUGUUGGCGACAGGCAUGUUCAGACCAUACGUCGAGGUGAAUCUGAUCGGGCCGCAUCUCACUGGCAAAAAGAGGAAACAAUCGACGAAAUCGAAGAGCAAUAACUGGUCGCCGCAAUUCAACGAGAGCUUCGACUUCAUGAUCGGUAACGAGCAACAACAGCUAGACUUUUACGAGCUACACAUUUGCGUGAAAGAUUACUGCUUCGCGCGAGAGGACAGACUCGUCGGCGUCGCGGUGAUGCAGCUGAAGGACAUCGUCGAGGAGGGUUCGUGCGCGUGCUGGCUGUCGCUCGGCAAGCGCAUCCAGAUGGACGAGACCGGCUGGACGAUCCUGCGAAUUCUCUCGCAGCGCAACAACGACGAGAUCGCGAAAGAGUUCGUGAAGCUCAAGAGCGACAUCAGGCAGGAGACACCGCUGCCGAAUCCUACCUGAGGAGACACGACGCCGCGUUAAAUAAGCCGACCGCGAAGCGAUUCGAGUACUUCGAGCUUGGAAAGAGCCCGAAGAGGAGGAGGAUGGGAUGAGAAACAGGAGGCCGUCCAAAGGGAGUUAGCAUUAUUCGAUGCCUAUGGUGCCACGGAGCGAACGAAAUCUUUCACGACUAAUUUCGCGAGAGAAAGAGCGAGUGUGUUAGAAUGAGAGAAAGAGAGAGAAAGGUAAUUCGCCCGAGGAAAACGAACCCUUCCGCCCUUCUCCGCUGCGAGACACUACGCCAGGGAGGAACCAGGAUCCUAGGCAGCAGGAUUUCUUUUAUCGUGGAAUUUCCUUCCUCCGGCUCCCUCGCGCCGCAGAGCUCGGUCGAGUUUGGUAUAUCCCUCUCCCUUUUUUACGUCUUACAAAACACGUACACACAUAUAUACAUACAUACACACGCACAUAUAUAUAUAAAAUAUACAGAGCUUUAACCCCGUCCCUGGACAGCGACGAUGAGCACCGGGAAACCACCUGAUCCAUAUGAUCCCGAGCUAGGACGACGAGCUAGGUCAACAAUCCCGCGUGGCUCGGCGUUCGUCCGGCAAUACAAUAAGGAAAAAAAGAGGGAGAAUUUCUCCUACCCAGAUUUACGGAAAGAACGGAAGCUCGGACAGCGACGACGCUUUAAUACUAUAUAAGACACGUCGGACUCUUCUUCGUGCGAGUGAGACACAGGGGAGAGAGAGAGAGAGAGAGGGGAGGAGGGAGGAAGAGAUGAAGGAAGAGGAGUGUUCGCGAGCCGAGGAAACGCGAAAAUAGUGCUGCCAGUACGCAAUAUAUUUGGUAAUAUUCGUAACGUAAAAUAGGACGAGAGAAAGAGAGAGAGAGAGAGAGAUGAGAGCGCCGCGAAAAGGACUGAGAAAACGGUGUGUCGCGCAAAAAUUCCGCGACAAGGACUCUCUCUCUCUCUCUCUCUCUCUCUCUCUCGAUCGGACGCGCCGCCGUUCGCCGAAAGACUGACCUCUGAGAUCAGGGAGAAGACGAAGAAGAGACGAGAGGAGACCCGGUCCAGCGCGUGCGGCAUCAGGAUCCUCGACCGUCACGUGCUAAAAAACAAGAGGAGGACGAAGUCGAACGCGCCGCGCAAGGAUGUGCAGAAGAAGGAUCAUAUGUAGAGAGGAGGAUCGCAAAAAAAAAAAAAAAAAAAAAGAAGAAAUACGAAAAUUCAUAAUUAACACACACGUACACACAUACACGCGCACGCGAUACGACCGCGUCGUUUCUAGGCCGUUUGUUCGAGGAGGACGAGUUUACUGUAGAUAACGUGAAAACAUUGUUGACGAAAAAAAAAAAAGGUUUUUCUAAAUAUACAGUUUAAAUGUAGCAUUGCGUACGACCAAAUAGGCACGUCCUGUGACGUCACUCAGCGACGUGCCGUUAGUAAUAAAAACAAAAAAAAGUUAGUAAGGCAUUGUAAUUGUAAAGUAACGUUCUUAUUCGCAUAAGAUUAUACCAGAGAUGGAUCGUCUGACUGCUGCUGAUGUUAUUGCCGCUGUUGCGAAUGAUGAUGUCCGAGAUCCGUCCGAGGACUUCGGGAUGAGUUGCGCAAAAGCGUGGAAACGAUUCCGGAACGCGAGAAAAUCUAACAUAAUUAAGACACGCACGCGACGAUCGAUAUCAUCGCUCGCGUUUCCGGGUAAUCGUUUUCGGGUGUUUUGAUGUAACAGAAAGAGGAGAAGAAUUUUGAGGACGAAUUCACCUUCUACGAACCGGCGAGCGUGCGAGGUCUAAAAAUGAAACUUUACAUCCUUGUAAUUAGUACUGUCGAUACUCGGGGAUAUUUCAGGUGCGAUUAUCCGAGCGACCGAUAUUAUUUCUCCGGUAUAUUGUUCACUCGGGUCUAACUUUGAAAUCUAACAUCUCUGACUCGUGAAUCUUGAAUCAAUGCUACUCGUAGUGCGCGCAAAGUAAUCAUAUCGUAGCUCUUGAUUCCGUCUGUAGCGAUCGCUGCUUCUUUACGCACGUCUCUCUCUCUCGAAAUAUGACGUAUCGAGGAACUGGACGUUAAAAUCCGCUACUAUUCCUAUUAUCGCUAUUAGCUUCAUCAUCUUCUGUACGUCUCGUCUCGUACUAUACUUGUACAUAUAGCGGACGUUCGCCUGUUCGUAUAAGAAUACGCGUUACGCACGAUUCUCUGUCGUCUCCGCCGAUCUCUCUUAUACCUCUAGAGAAAUUCGUAUCAGAUCGACGGGGUUCGAAGGGACGUCUCCUCUCGAAGAAACGAUCGCAGCACAUCCUCGCGAUAUUCGCUCGAUCGUACGAAGCUUCGGUCGGAUCCCUCCGUGAGAGAAACACAAAUGCACGCGAUCUCGUAUCCGAUGAAUCCAAUCAUCGCCCAGCCCGUGCAGGUGCCCGGGCAGGUACAACACAACUCCGGAGAGAUUACGCUAUAUUCAAAAGUUUCUACUACGUAGUACGUCUAGAUUAUACUUACGUAUUGUGUAUAGUGUCUAAACUGCUGAUGUAGCUGCGAGCGCGGGAUUUUCGAUCGGCAAAGAGAGAAAGAAUCGAGUACAACACUUAAUAAACAAAAUAAUAAUAAUAUAUGAACGUCCGAUCAACACACACACAUAUACACACCUCAGCUGCAGAUGCUUUCCGAAUUUGAGUGUGUGUUCGUCGAAACAUCGCACCAUGAAUUGAAGGAUCUUAUCAGCAACAGUGAUGUAACCUACCUCUUUGAGAACACUUUCGUGAAAGAAUUAAUCUUAAAGUUAAGAGAAAUAAAUUAAUAUUAAUUAAUUAUAGAUUAAUCAUUUAUAUAUUCAUUAAGUUUAAAUAUUUAACAAAAAAAAGAGUGUGACAGAUAUUCUAUCGGAACGUUGAUAUAUAUUUCAAAAUAUCCUUCGCCAAUCAUAUACAAGACAUCUAGAAUCAUAUUAGAAUCUUGCUAGAACGUUUCAACUUCAAUUUCAUGAUCGAUUUGAAGAAAGCACCUGCAUCUGCAUCUGUCACCGACGUUGUCGGAAAUUCAAGCAGGAAAGAAAAAAACACGGGUCCGCGACCUCGCCACCAUCUUCAUUUGUAAAAGUGUCUAUUUUCUCCGCUGCCUAACUAAGUACAUUAUUGAAUACGAAUGGGCUGGCGAAUUCGGCAUUCAGAUCGAUCUCGUCGACGAACCCGUCUCCGAACGAUAUCUCAUUUGGAUCGGAUCGACCGAAAAAAAAAUCUCGAUCCUGGAUCCAUCGACGCGAUCGUCGACGAGAUUGGUCGCCAAUUUUUCCUCCUACUCUUCGCUUCGAUUAAUAUCUCUUGUAAGCUUAAAUGAAAAUAUCUCGUGUAUUCUGUGAUAAUUACCCCUUAAAAAGGACACUAAAACACGCUACACCGUACACGCACAAAAAAAAAGACAAACACACACGUACGAAGGGGAUGAAGUCCGCGUAUGCGGAACAAGGAAAUUGUACAGAAACUCUGGACACAGACAUAUAAACAAAGAUAGAUACAACUUACGUCAUUACACCGAUCCCAAACAUAGCAGCAGUAUUCUUCUUCUUUAAACACAUUCCCAUGUUUCUAUUCUCUGUAAUCAUUAAACGUUCGAGGAAUGUCAUCGGGAUGGUAACGAAAGACAAAAAAAGAGAUAUAUAUGUAUAUACUUAUACGUACGUAUAUAGAGUGUGUUGAUCCAGGCUCGCCUUUACUUCCUUGCAUCUACCGAUCCUGUGACCAAUUCGCAGUUAAUUUUUCCUUAGCGAAAGUUUGAUCCUUUUCCACGACUUUCUAAUGUCAAAUACAUCUUAAGCCUCUUAAAUAAAAAUUCUGUGAAAGUAAAAUUCACUUUGAUCUGAAUAAAAUUUAAUAAGGCUC